ACACACACACACAUACACCGAUAAGAAGGGAGGGUGAACCCAGGCCUCAAACAACUGGACCGGACGGAACUCCCUUCCUCUCCUGGCUACCGCGGAAAAACACCCCUAGUUGGAGGUCUUUAUAAACACGGACUAUGCCUACUUCACAGUCGUCGUGCCAGGGACUUGUCGUUCUAUUCCACAGUCUUGUCUCCCUCUAACACCGACAUCAUGUCAGUUUUUGCACUUCUGUGCGUGACUUUGUUUUGCGCUCUCGUGAAAACCGAACAGUCCCAGCACGGAUACUGCGACGAGGGCGGGUGUUGGAUUGGUUACCGCGAGUCCGUGGAUUACCAGAGGGGGGCAAGGAGGUGCAAGAUAUUAGGCGGAUUAAUGAUCCCAAUCACGGCGGGAUUCGAAAACGUACCAUUCGGUUCGAAGUCGGACACCGGGUUUGACUGGCGGCUGAUGGUCCACAGGGUGAAUGGAACUAAAGCCUGCGUCACAAUCUCUAAGACCCCUCCAGGGAACGCUUCAAUCUCGGCUAAGGACUGUGGAGAGAAGCUGGAGGGGGUUGUCUGCUACUUAGAAAUCCAAGACCCCUGCAGGCAUCUGCAGGUAAACAAGGACCUGCCAGUUAAGUAUACCGGGUACAUGGGUUUCGUGCUCGAGAACGCAAAAGCGCUUCCAGGUGGAACCGUAGCGCUGAGGGGUAAGGACGGCGAACAUCCAGAGUCGAAGUAUGUAUGCUUCUCCGGUAAGUGGCUGAAGGCUCCGUGGACCUGUGGAAUUCAGGAGGGCGGCUGCGGACACAGCUGCAAAGAGAAAAACCAAACCGUUACCUGCUUGUGUCCGGCGGGAAAAUCUCUCCAUCCCAACAAGUACACCUGUGUCGACGACCCGUGCAGCGGCUGCGCGCAUAAUCGCAGCUCGCACGUGUACGCCUGCGAACCGGGCUUCAGGCUGGAGCAAGACGGAAAGAGUUGCGUGGACGUGGACGAGUGCGCGGAGAACGGAGAGCUGUGCAAAAAUGAGGGAGAGCGGUGUUGGAACACAUACGGGGGCUACGUGUGUUCGUGCAGAGACGGCUUUGACACGGAUGCGGGAGUGUGUGUGAACAAGUCCAUCUGUCUUCAGUGCGAGCACAUGAAGUGUAAGAAGAGGAAUGGAGUUUAUGCGUGUGAAUGCCGCAAGGGCUACAAGGUGUCACCGACAAACCCCGUCAAGUGUGUGCGGGACUGCGGUGAGUCCUGUGAGGCCGAGUGUGACCACAACUCGGACAAGGACUGCCUUUGUCCUGAAGGCUACCUCAAACACGUCGAUAACAACGUGACCCUCUGCCGAGUCAUCAGCGAGUGUGAUAUGGGGACGUGUGACCAGCUCUGCGAAAAUAAGCCUGGGGGGUUCAGGUGUUUCUGUAAAGAGGGGUUCGAGCUGCACGGGAAGGACACCUGUAAACCAAUCCCAAAGAAGAAGGAGAGUGAGAAGAAGAAGGAGGACGAGGGCAAGAAGGUGGAGGGCGCGGACAAAUUAGGGCCACAUCCAAGCUCCACAUGGGUCGCUUCUCAGGAGUCAAGCCUGCCCCAGUACAUCAGGACCGGCAGCAUCCUGGGCAUCUCUGUGUUUCUGGUACUGUGCCUUGUCUGUGUGAGCUUCAUGGGGUGGAGAUUGUUUCAACGCUGCAGCAGUUUUUCUCUGCCCUCCUUGUCCAGCCAGGACAUUGACGUGUUCUACCUGCAGCAGGUGACCACAGAGACAUACAAGAGGUUAUCCUUUGACAAAGAGUCCAAGACGGACAGCCAAUGACUGACGUGUCCCGAAAGAGACUUCAGUGUUUGUCUCUGGAAGUCAUUUCCAGAGGUUAAUAUUCUGUAUUUGGAAAGUAAUCCUCUUCCUCUCAUUGCAGUUCGAUGUGAAGACUUUUCAAAGAGCUUGGGUACUCAAUGAUGAAUGUGAUCAUGUUUUUCUGACGUUAUGUCAUUAUCCUAUGAAAAAAAAUUAGAUUGAUUGUUUUGUUGUUGUUGUUGUUGUUGUUGUCAACCUAACAUGUUGUAACACAUUGUUUCCCAAAGACUGGGUCACGACCCUCAGGUGGGUCGCAAGAGAUGUCUUUUUGGAGCCAUCUCGCAUUAUAGGUUUAUGAAUAAUGUCUAUCGACUUGGGUCGUGAAAGUUUGAGACUUUUAAAAUAUGGGUUCCUAGAAAAAAAGUAUGGGAAACACUGUUGUAACA
Molecule: messenger RNA, 2210 nt
Organism: Cynoglossus semilaevis (tongue sole)
Lineage: Eukaryota; Metazoa; Chordata; Actinopteri; Pleuronectiformes; Cynoglossidae
Product: thrombomodulin-like
Exons: 1
Coding region: 211-1785 (524 amino acids)
Cellular component (GO): membrane
Molecular function (GO): calcium ion binding; transmembrane signaling receptor activity
Source: RefSeq, a predicted model, not a curated record